This is a messenger RNA of Trematosphaeria pertusa, 953 nucleotides long. RefSeq lists its product as uncharacterized. The coding region runs from base 38 to 616 and encodes 192 amino acids. Lineage: Eukaryota; Fungi; Ascomycota; Dothideomycetes; Pleosporales; Trematosphaeriaceae. The transcript has 2 exons. The record is from RefSeq and is a predicted model, not a curated record.
UCCUGCCGGCGCCAUUCUCAUUCUUCGCAACCAGUUGAUGGACGCAGCAUUGUCUCCACGCAGCAUACGCCUCGCAAUAAAGGAAAUGACCAUGGUCGAGUACUCGCGCGGUUGCGUGCGUUCCUCACCCUCACUUCAUAAUGCGCAACUGCACAAGGCAUCGCAGACCAUGCUAACGGAGAAUGAAUCCACGGACAACCAGCUGUACACUACCUUUUGUACAGCUUUUCAAUUCAGCCUGCACCAUAUGGCUGAAAGACGACCGAGCGACUACAGUACGAAGGGUAUCGCCGGGCUCGCUUAUCUACCCCAGAGUUUACAAAUUGCCUACCGAGCUGCCUCCCGAGGUCCCUCAGGUACCCACUCAUCAACCUCAUCACCUGGGCAGUCAACCGUCCGGCUUACAUUGUCAAUUGCAAGACCUUGCAUGUUCUUGUGCAUGUGUCGCAAUAUCCGGCAGCGAUGCCGUUCUACGGACCGGGAUCCCGAUAUUAACCCAAUCUAUCUGCAGACCAAGCACUCCCCUUCGCUCGCACGACGCAAGUCGCGCGUUGAAUACGAACCCCGCUUUUUCUCAAGGCACAUGAGAGCACAGUUGAGGUUGUGGCGCUGCUAAGCUUCGUGGCAAAUACACAUCAUUCCCUCUACGUCUCUUUAGGGCAAGGAUGUAUUAAGAACGUCUUCGGCGGGCUCAGUCCAACCAAUGCAAAUCAUAUUCUCCCGUACUCGCAGCGUCUCAUUGCAUAUAGCAGACUGCAUUUCUACCCCGGAUUCACGCGUCGCCGUUGACCUUUUUCGCCUGCAGCAUAGGCACGACGGUUAUUCUCGCCUGCUUAAAUUGUAGAAAAAGCUUGACCCACCACGACCUUCACACGUUUAAUAUACGAAAAGCUUGAUCUACCACCUUUCUGUCAAAUCACAGCAUACGAUUGGAGCAAAAUCAUCCCUAGUCC